This is a messenger RNA of Didymosphaeria variabile, 507 nucleotides long. RefSeq lists its product as uncharacterized. The record is from RefSeq and is a predicted model, not a curated record. The transcript is spliced from 2 exons. Bases 1 to 507 code for a protein of 168 amino acids. NCBI's taxonomy places the organism in Eukaryota, Fungi, Ascomycota, Dothideomycetes, Pleosporales, Didymosphaeriaceae.
AUGCCUCUCUCCCUCCUUAUCUCAGGCCUUGCCUUCACCACCCCGCUGACCGCCGCUGCCUCCAACCCCGGCCCCAACAAAAUCGACGUUGAGGCCCUCAAAUCCGACCCCGCCCUCAAACUCGUCUUCACCGACAUCGCUGCCGCCGUUAACAAGCCUGUCUCCGAAGUCCAACAGCACACGAUCGAAACCCUUUCGUCGCCGGAAAUGGCCACUCUUCUCACUCAGCUCAGAGAUAACCCCAACCAAAAGCCCAACGCGGACGUGGACGCGGAGAAGAUGUUCACUGCGGCAUUCAAUGCUGCAUUGGGCACGGGGUUGAAGAAGCGUGCAGAGGGUGAAAGUAGAAAAGCGAAGGCGAAGAGGGGUGCCGCGGAAGAUUGCGUACAGAAAUGUGUGGACAUUAGAACGCAGAGCUGUGAGAUGCUGGAUGGGAUGAACGUGGGUGAGAAGAGCUGCGGGAAGUGGAGGAUCCAGCAGGAAUGCAAGUACAACUGCGAGGCGUGA